AUGUCAAGGUCACACGUCUCUCGAGGACCAAUAGAGUAGAACUGGGACAGAAGAGACCCACCCCGCUACCAGGUUAUUAGGUCGGUAUAUAAGGCAAAACUGUGCUUCAUUUUGUUUGGUCAGCAUCCUCUUACUGGAUAUAUCUGGAAGUUAUACUAAGCUUCGUGGAAAAGAUGCUGUAUUUAAUUCUACUGUUACAUGUACUAUUGGCAGCUGAAGCAAGUCUAAAUAAUAAUAAUACUCCGAUUAAAGGAAAAAAGUCAAUUAAAUAUAUAGGACCCGUUGUCUAUAGCAAUCUUCCUCCUCCGGUUGUAUAUUUUCCGCCGGUUCCAGAAGUUCCAAAAGGUCCUUACACUGCAUCUCCUCAUCCUGUUCAGUUUGUGCCAUUUCCAUAUAACGAAUUACCAGUUUUAAUUUAUAGAUCUAAACACAAUCCUCCCAUUCACGUUGUAAAUCAAAACAAAUUAGUUUCUCAGAAUGUUGUAGGCGAAAGUAAUCCUCACUAUAAAGAUUAUAGUCAAGACAGUAAAGAUGAUCUUAUCGCUGAAGGAUCAGAAACAGUCAAAACUAAAAUAGCCACUAAAUCACCCUUUCGAUCGUUAUUUGAACAGAAGCCUAUAUAUAUCGAAUCUCCACCUCCACCAAAGCCAAUUUAUGUCUCACCAUCUCGAAAUAUUGUACGUAGACAGAAAGGUGUAUAUUCUGCAGGUGCAAUGCAUAAUCGACUUAAAAUGCAAAAUGGUGAUCUAGAUACUAGUGACUCUAGAAUCAAGUUUAAAACUUUAUCAGGUCCAAAAUUCACUAUAACUAAAGCUUAUGUAUCACAAAAAAGGCCACUUUUCGAUUUUAUACCUAGACCAAUAUCUGCUAUAUCUAUCAAGAAGGAUUAUUUAAGUGAAAUUCUUUCGUCCAUAUUAGGAGGGAUUACUUCAACUACCCAUAAUAUCAAUAGAUUUUUUGGUAUAAGAAGACCUAGCUCAAAGACUAUUCCCAGCCUUCGUGAGAAAGUAAAAGAAUAUAGACUGAGGAAGAUGUUAGGAUUAAAAUCAUCAAGAUUUCCAUAUCUUUCUGGUUAUGGUAAUCAAGCAGUUGAUCCAGAAUUUGCAUCGCACCUAUCAGAACAGAUUACUCAAACUUUUAUCGACGAAUUAAGAAAUCAUGCUAGCCAUGGAAAAGUUAAAUAUACUACUAAACCUCCUAAAUAUACAGAAGGAAAACCAUUAUUACCAUCGGAGAGUCAUAUGGAAUAUCCUAAAUACACUCACAAAGUUUCUACUCCUACUAGUAAAACAACAAUAGCAACAACAACAACAACCACAGCACCCAUUCAUAAAAAACCACCGAUUAUAAUAUUUCAAGGUAUAAGACCGCCUAUUUACGUAUACAGGAAACCUGUUUCUCAAAUUUAUGAUGAUACAGAAGUCAUUAAACCUCCAUUGCCUCAAUACAAGCCUCCUCAAGCCUUGCACGAACAGCCACCACCUAUAUAUAAAACUCUACCUUUCUCACCAUUAGACAUUGCUAAAGCUAACGAAGACGAUAAUAAUAAAAGUUCUUUAAUCAUAUCAAGUAACAAAGAUAAAGUUUGGCAACCUGUUUUACAUGGAUCAGAAGAAUCUAAAGAUGAUAGCAUAAUUGACAUAAGUAAUCAUAAAAUGGAUUCCUCUGAACAUUAUAAAGAUUAAUUUUCCAGUUUCAUUAUGGUCAACAAAUGUUUUCAUUUAAAUCUAGGAUAUUUGAGUAAAUGUUCUUGAAUAAAUUAAAGAUGUAAGGGCAUCCU
Molecule: messenger RNA, 1780 nt
Organism: Centruroides sculpturatus (bark scorpion)
Lineage: Eukaryota; Metazoa; Arthropoda; Arachnida; Scorpiones; Buthidae
Exons: 3
Coding region: 174-1685 (503 amino acids)
Source: RefSeq, a predicted model, not a curated record